Messenger RNA from Rattus norvegicus (Norway rat), 4002 nucleotides. The record is from RefSeq and is a predicted model, not a curated record. NCBI's taxonomy places the organism in Eukaryota, Metazoa, Chordata, Mammalia, Rodentia, Muridae.
GCAUUUAAGUGUUUUCCUUACAUGCAGGGUUUGUUGUUUUAUAAAAUAUUUAUAAUUGCCGAGUGGUGGUGAUAGAUGCCGUUACUGCCAACAAUUGGGAGGCAAAAGCAGACCAAACUCUGUGUGUUGGAGGCCAGCCUGGAUUUUAGAGCAAGUUCAAGGACAGCCAGUGUUAUACUACACAGAAAAUUCCUGACUUGGAAAAACAAAGAAAAAAUUCCCAAUUAUUUUGUUUUGUUCCAUGGGAAAAAAUGAUCAGGCAUCUGGACUUUUCUUUUCUUUUUUUUUCUUUUUUUUAUUAUUAACUUGAGUAUUUCUUAUUUACAUUUCGAGUGUUAUUCUCUUUCCUGGUUUCCCGGCAAACAUCCCCCUAAUCCCUCCCCAUCCCCUUCUUUAUGGGUGUUCCCUUUACCCAUUUACUGGAAAGCAGUCUGUCUAAAAUGAAUCAUUUACACUACCAAAUAGUUUAUUUAUAUUGUUACUUCAUAGUGUAUCUUUUUAAUUUUAUAAUCCUAUCAGAAUAUUUAUAACAUAAUAAUUAUAAGGUAAUAAGAUAUUAUGGUGGGAACUUCCCCUUUAGAUGUGGACUAUUGUCAACUUCAAAUUCAACAAAGUAUGUUAUGAAAGGUGAUGGGAUCCUGUAGAAAGGAAGUUUUAUUCUCAUUUUGGAACUCAAAACAAAUUAUAAGUGUUAAUCAGACUUCAUUUUGACUGUGUAAGUGUAUUUUUACACAGUAUUCAUUUGUGAAGUAUAAUAAAAAACAAAUACACAUUACUUUUUCAAAUUAAUUUCAAAAUUUAGACCUUAAUCCUAAAGUCACAGUAGGUGUUUUAAAACAUAUAGAACGCUUAUAUCUGGCAACCUGUGAAUAUCUGUAUGAUUUAUUCACCCAUAUUAUUUUUAAUUCUAAGAAAAAACAAGGCCUACCGGCAUAACAGUAAGGUGGAGACUUGGUGAGAGGAGAGUUGCUGAGAGAGGAAGGGAGUAAGAAUGGGUGUAUGAAGUUAUUAAAAACAUAAAGUUUAAAUAAUAUUUACUAUAGCCUACUACAUGUCUCACUUUAAACCAUGGUCCUAGAUAUGAGCAUUAUUGAUGCAAUAGUAUAUCCUUUAUCUCCUAGCAACAGUAGCCAUAGUGUUGUGAAAAGUAAGGUACAGAAACUGUGGGGAUAUAAGUCAAUGGGGAACUCUAUAGAGAAGGAAGUUAGUUUUAGUUCUGUAGGUUGUUAAGUCCAAAUUCAACAAAGUAUGUUGUCAAAACUGUGUGUUAAGAAUGAAAACAAAGUCAAAUCUGAGGAUGAAUCGAUCUUGGGGAGAGCUGAGGUGGUUACCAAUCUUGAAGUUUUCUAAAGUAGGAGACACCUACCUCUCUCUAUAAGCAUUUACUUUGUUCUAUUGACUUCACAAUGUCGGAGAUCAGAUUCAGCAAUCUCACUUGGGAUCACAUUGUAACACUGGACCGUGUGUUAGAUGAAGUAAUCCCAAUUCAUGGAAGGGGCAAUUUCCCCACGCUGGAGGUAAAACCAAAAGAUAUUGUUCAUGUUGUAAAAGAUCAACUCAUAAAGCAGGGCAUUAUUGUUAAAGAUACAAGAUUGAAUGGCUCUACAGCAAGUUACAUACUCGCAAGCCAUAAUGGAAUCAGCUAUAAAGAUUUGGACAUUAUUUUUGGUGUUGAUCUUCCAAGCGAUCAAGAAUUUCAGGUAGUUAAGGAUGCAGUUUUAGGCUGUCUACUUGACUUUUUACCAAAAGGUGUUAAGAAAGAAAAGAUUACCCUAAAAACCAUGAAAGAAGCAUAUGUGCAGAAAAUGGUAAAAAUUUGCAGUAACAACGAUCGUUGGAGUCUCAUCUCCCUUUCAAAUAACACUGGGAAGAAUGUAGAACUAAAAUUUGUGAACUCACUCAGACGACAAUUUGAAUUUAGUGUAGAUUCUUUCCAAAUUCUUUUGGAUUCCAUGUUAGAUUUUUAUAGUGUCCCAAAUGCCAAGCUCACCAAAGAAUCCUGUCCUGUUGUGGUGGCUGAAAGUAUGUAUGGCGACUUCCAAGAAGCAAUGGUCCAUUUGAAAUACAAGCUAAUAUCUACCCGAAAGCCUGAAGAGAUCAGAGGUGGUGGCCUUUUGAAGUAUAGCAAUUUGUUGGUUCGUGACUUCAAGCCAGCCUGCCAAACAGAAAUUAAGACUCUGGAACGUUAUAUGUGUUCUAGAUUUUUCAUUGACUUUCCUGAUGUAGCAGAACAGCAAAAGAAAAUUGAAUCGUACCUCCGCAACCAUUUCAUAGGUGAAGAAAAGAGCAAGUAUGAGUACCUUAUGACCUUGCAUGGAGUUGUGAACCAAAGCACUGUCUGCCUCAUGGGAUAUGAAAGAAGGCAGACCCUUAACAUGAUCACCCUUUUGGCUUUGAAAGUACUUGGAGAACAGAAUAUUUUACCUAGUACAGACAACGUAACUUGCUUUUAUCAACCUGCUCCAUAUCUAGUUCUUGAGGGAGGAUACCCUAGUUAUUAUGUAGCAUCUGGGCCACCACUGGUUUAUUUCCAGCCAUGUCAUACAGUGCAGUUCCCUGUGCAAAAUGGUAUGAUGUAAGAAAUGCACGUACCAGGAGUUUUGCUUAAGCACCAAUGAAAGGCAGUUUUCCAAGUUCUGUAAAAAGUUAAGAUCUAUUUUUGUGUAGUUGCCAACUAUUUUUCAACAGUUGAAGCGUCAAAAAUCAUAGUAGAUAAGGUAUCAUCUCUAAACUGACAUUUGAACGUGAUCAUUGAAUGUUGUAACUGUAAAAUAUUUCAAAUGUAGUAGAAUACUUGAAAUGAUUCUUCAAGUCUUACUGACGCAGAUUUACUGUGACCAGGAUAAGAUGAGUACCUAUUUGGCUAACAUCUGAAAGAACACUUCUAAUGUUUUCAAAAGAAGUGUAGUGAAGAUAUAUUAACAACAUUUUUAUGUACAAUUAGUUCCUUGUUAUACUGUUUUUUCCUUAGCAAAUAAUAACAGGAAAUUUUUGUUCAUAAAUUGAAAGUAUCUGAUUUCAAAGAUAAUUUUAAAUGAUGUUAAAACAAUGGAUUGUAAGCCCGUGUUUCCCAGUACAACUUAUUGGCUUGAAAACACUACUAAAAUUUAAAGAACCACUUGGAAAAGUAUUCUGGAAAACAGGAAUGUUUCCCUUAUCUUGUAAGAAUUCAGCUAAUCUGUGGAUCAAAAAGUACCUUUCAGAACAACCAAGAACAUAACUUACUAUGCAGGGAUUUUUGGAAUGUAAUUAAGUUGAAAUGAAGAAAAAGACCAAUUCUGAACAUGAAACUAUUCUAUCAUCAUCUCUUAAGAUAAAACUAAAUAGAAGACAAAAAGAAAAAUACCACCACCAAUGACAAAAAAUUAGAGAUUUAGCCAUGACGUUUAAGAUCUCUUUUACCUAUUUCGUCAGGAUCCUAAUACAUCUGGAAAUGUUCAUCAUUAGAUAUUGAAAGCACUUCUCACUAAAUGAAAGAUUUUUCCAACACCAAAGAUUUGUUUCUAGUAUCUUCUUCAAUGUUAGAUUUUAGUUAAUACUACACUUUUCCAGUAUUGCAUAUAUUCGCCAUUAUUCUGAAUAUCUUCUCAUUACAUCAGAUAUCCACUAGCAAAUCUAUGUUUGUGGUUUAAAAUGAAUUUUCAUACAUGUUUAAAAGAGCUGUUAUAUGGGAUGAUAUAUAACAAACUAUUCUGAAUGAAUGUCAAUCAGGCCAUCGAAAAAUUUAAGUAUUUUCCUAUCACACAAGAACCAGCAAAAUCUUGAAAUGUGCUACCUAUAGACUCUAUGUAAAGUCAUUUUUCAGUAUUGUAGUAUUGAAUAGAAUAGUACGAUUUCUAUGGAAUUUUUCAAGUAGCCAGUAUUUCUGAUGUUUUCUACACAUACAUCACUGGGCAUUGGUGUGUUUAAAUAAUUAUAUGUGUAAUACAAAAUCCCAAGACUUUAAAAUAUUUGGAUUUACCUUUUCAAGUGGAGUUAAAAUAAAAAUUAUUAAAUAAUAAA